AAAUGUUACAUCUUUUUCAAAAAUCUUGUACGUUUCCACUUGAAAAAUUAUCUCCAAGAUGCAACAAAACUUUUUCUUGUUAGUUGUCAGUCUACUGACUCGUAGUAGACAGCAUAGUAAGCAUGUAAUGUCAAAAGUUUGAUUACUGGAUUAGUAGGUGUCGACCAUUGAGUAUCGCAACUCAUUUGCUAUAAGUCAUAAAUGAUAAACUAUUAUCUCUGUCAAAUUCGGAUCUCAGUAUUCACUAUUCACUAGACAGUAGUUCAAUGUGGGUUACUUAAUACGAACAUAUUAUUUAUAAAUUAUAAAUUAUUUAUUGAAUGAAGGUAGAAUUUAUUUGAUAGAACUUGUAUAAGUAAUUUAUUUUGACAAAUGAUUUAAGAACGUUAGUACAUGUAUAGCCUAAGAGAAAUAAAGUUUUACUGAUAAAGUUUUUAGUUGUUUAACUGUCGCUAAGUUUUUAUCCAAAAACGUAUUAAAUAUAUGACCUUGUACAAUAUCAUUGUUAUCAAGUUUUGAUGUAACACUGAUGUUAAAUUCGUACGUGACAAUUGUUGAAUAAUUCAUAAAUUAGUAUAUACAUAAAGAAGAUGGUUGCGGGUGCAAUUUUAAAAACAACCAAAUUAAACUCAAACUUGCUGCAAUGUGUAAAAUUUGUUGCACAAAGCCGCAGUUUUACAACCCAGCUGACAGAACAACAACUUGAAAUACAAGAACUGACAAGAAACUUUAGUGAAAAUCAGCUAAAGCCCAAAGCCGCCAAAUUAGACUCUGAAGGUCGCUUCCCAUUUAGCGAGAUAAAAUCCCUUACAAAUCUGGGUUUGAUGGGCGCAUGUGUCGACCAAAGCUAUGGAGGUCUUGAUCUGGACUACCUGUCGUUGGCGAUAGCCGUCGAGGAGAUCUCCCGCGGAUGUGCCAGUACUGGAAUGAUACUCUCCAUACACAACUUUCUCUACGCAAACUUGGUUAACGAGAAGGGCACUCCCGAACAGAAGGAGAGAUUUCUAUGCGAUUUCACAAAGGGCUCGCUUGGAUGUUUCGCUUUGAGUGAACCCAAUGCCGGCAGCGACGUCGCUAACAUAAGGACGAGAGCACGCAAGGAUGGUGAUUAUUGGAUAUUGAAUGGUAAGAAGAGCUGGGUGUCCACGGCCGUGGAGGGGUCCGCCGCCGCCGUCUUCGCGACCUUCGACCCUGAACUACGGCAUAAAGGACUUGCUUGUUUCCUAGUACCUUUGGACGCUGAGGGAGUUUUCAGAGGCAAGAAAGAGCCUUUAAUGGGCGUCAGGGCGGUGACGGCGUGCGACCUCAUGCUGGAGGAGGUCCGCCUGCCGAGCUCGUGUCUGCUGGGGAGGGAGGGGGAGGGGUUCAAGAUAGCCAUGGAACAGCUCGACCAGGGAAGGAUAGGCAUCGCCGCGCACGCUGUCGGCAUCGCCCAGUCAGCGUUAGACACAGCAAUAUCGUAUGCCAAAGAAAGACACGCCUUCGGUAAAAAUCUAACAAGACUGCCGUCAGUUAAGGAUCGUCUGACGGACAUGUGCAUGCUGGUGGAGACGGCGAGGCUGCUGACGUACCGCGCGGCCUGUGACGUCAGCACCAAGAACAGCGCCAUGGCGAAGUACGUGGCCGGCCGCGCCGCCACGGCCGCGUCCGACCACUGCGUGCAGGUGCUGGGCGGCAGGGGGCUCUCCACGCACUACAGCGCCGAAAGACAUUACAGGGACGCGAGAGGCACACAGAUAUACGGCGGAGUGACGGACAUACAGAAACGAUUGGUUGGACAUUACCUGCUCAAAGAACACAACGCCUUGUAAUAUAUGGGUAUAUAGCGGAGGGUACGAGGGAGGCAGCGGUGAGAUACGCUUACGUGCGGUUAGAUAUGACAAUGGGACUUAACAUUAUAUAUGACGUUACUUAAAAGAUAUUUAAAAUAAUACUUCCUAGCAGUGAGGAAGUCGAAUGUAACGUGCAGACACAGGGGAGGCAGAUAGUGGUGUAUAAUGUAUAUGUGUGUGUAUAUUAAACGAGGUAUACAAUGUCUAAAUAAUCCGUGAUCACGGGCAGCCGAGUUGUGUGUCUGUCCGUGAUCACGGUUGCUGAAAAAUAUUAGUUUUAUUAAAAUUUAAAUAAUCGUGUUUAUUGAAUGAUCGGUGAUAGGGAAUUUUUUUUUUCAACUUCACCGAAUACCGUUAAAUGACAGAAGCCAAAAAUAGACUUUCUCACUGCUAGAAACCUCACUGUCGAUAUUUGACAUUCUGGUGCUGUUAUGUAUAUAAAAUAUAUUCAGUCUUCCAAAAAGAUAAUGUAGCUAGUAUUGUGCUCUAUAAAAAAAUUACUGUAUAUUUUCCUCUUCAAAUCUUUAUUGUAAACUAAAAUAGUGAAAACAAGAUAAUAAUCCCGUUUUUUUCUCACAGUACACACUAUGAAAGAAGUAAUAUUUAAAUUCACAUUAUUAUUUUAUAAAAAGAAUUUGCAGAAUUGAUUAUGUAAUCUGGAUAAAUGUUGCCAUUAGUAAAAAAAAAUGUCAGUUUAUAUUUUGGCGCCAACAGAUCCGGUGCUAUAAAAUAUAUGUAUAAGUUAUUUCAUCACCGUAUAUUUUAAUUUAAAACAAAAUUAAAGUGUCAUUCGUUUUAUAUUUUCUUUCAAAUCGAUCGCUUUUCAUGCGCAACAAAAUUAUCCAAUCUCAUAUAUUUAAACUUCUUUGACUUACCUCCCCGCUUUGACUUCGACUUAUGUUAUUGGUGUCGAGGCUGAAUGCCGUAUGCUUUAACCUCAUUCCAUUUUUAAACAUUUGAAACUUUUGGAGUGACAGGGUCUAUAAAUCUUAAUUUCUAUAUUAUACUGUUUGUUUUAAAUCCUCUUCUAUAUUAACUAUUACAAUACAAUAUAUUUUUAAUUCAAAUAAAACUAUGGUUUAGCAGUUUUUUUCAUCAAAUUUUAUUAGUAGUUACGGUUUCCUUGGUUCUUCUGUAUCACGGUGGGAACAUUCUAGACUUUUCAUGUAUAAUGUCAUUAUUUCUAGAACCAUAGUUUUCUUUGAGCGUGUGCUGUAAUGUUAGAUAUGAUAUUUAUAUUAUUAUGUACUUUUGUAAUAUCACACAUGUUUAUAUUUUUGUUAUGAUCUAUUAAAUGAAUUCCAACAUG
Messenger RNA from Danaus plexippus (monarch butterfly), 3141 nucleotides. RefSeq names its product short-chain specific acyl-CoA dehydrogenase, mitochondrial-like. Bases 591 to 1811 code for a protein of 406 amino acids. Gene Ontology annotation, cellular component: mitochondrion. Lineage: Eukaryota; Metazoa; Arthropoda; Insecta; Lepidoptera; Nymphalidae. Gene Ontology annotation, biological process: butyrate catabolic process; fatty acid beta-oxidation using acyl-CoA dehydrogenase. The record is from RefSeq and is a predicted model, not a curated record. The transcript has 9 exons. Gene Ontology annotation, molecular function: flavin adenine dinucleotide binding.